This is a messenger RNA of Epinephelus moara (kelp grouper), 3891 nucleotides long. RefSeq names its product tropomodulin 1 (gene tmod1). The coding region runs from base 495 to 1628 and encodes 377 amino acids. The record is from RefSeq and is a predicted model, not a curated record. The transcript is spliced from 13 exons. Gene Ontology annotation, biological process: muscle contraction; pointed-end actin filament capping; myofibril assembly. Gene Ontology annotation, molecular function: tropomyosin binding. Gene Ontology annotation, cellular component: striated muscle thin filament; myofibril. NCBI's taxonomy places the organism in Eukaryota, Metazoa, Chordata, Actinopteri, Perciformes, Serranidae.
CCCAUAAGUUUACUUUGCCCUUUGCGGGAGAUGAGAUUCAGCCUCCGCUAACCUGCCGAGAGACGACCAGGGCCGGGGGAGGAAACUUUUGCGAGCACGCUGUCAAAUCUGCUGAAUUCAGGAUUAUCUGCGGGUCAUGGACGCUUUGGUGUAGUUGGAUUUUUUGUGUGCGGAUUCCCGGCUUGUGCGGCUGCAAGCAGAGCGGACCGCUCCGUGCGACUCCAGGCGGCUCUGAAGGAAACCAUAUCUGGUCAAAGUAUUCGUUGCUGUCACACAGCGGGACUGUCCGGCUAUAAAUAGCGCUGGAGGAGGUCUCUCUCUUUCCCGGGAGCGCUACAGGCACUUGGCUGCCUUCACUGUUAAUUUACCCCUGAGCUGAUCUGGGGGUCACUGAGAUAUAGAUUUUUUUAUUCUCAAUCUCCCAGGGUCUUGCAGGCUCCUGAUCUCCUACUUUGUUUCUUAUUUGGAGGGGUGAUAGAGGUGUGCUGUCCAUCAUGUCGGUGUUGAGGAAAGAGAUGGAGAAGUACAGGGACAUAGACGAGGACGAGCUGCUGAAGAAACUGUCAGAGGAAGAGCUGCAGCGAUUAGAGGAUGAACUAGAGGAGCUGGAUCCUGAUAAUGCAUUGUUGCCAGCUGGGAUGCGGCAGAAGGACCAGACCAAGAAAGCUCCGACGGGACAAUUUCAGAGAGAUAACCUGCUGGCCCAUCUGGAGAAACAGGCCAAAGAGCAUCCUGACAAAGAGGACUUGGUGCCCUUCACAGGGGAGAAGAGAGGGAAAGCCUUUGUGCCUAAAAAGAGGGUGGACCCCAUCAUGGAGAAUGUGACCCUGGAGCCGGAGCUAGAAGAAGCCCUGGCUAGUGCUACUGAUGCUGAACUCUGUGAUAUCGCAGCCAUCCUGGGUAUGCACACCCUGAUGAGUAACCAGCAGUACUAUGAAGCCCUGGCCAGCAGCACUAUAGUCAACAAGCAAGGCCUCAACAGUGUGAUCCAGUGCACCCAGUAUAAACCAGUCCCAGAUGAAGAGCCCAACUCCACUGACGUAGAGGACACCCUGUUGAGAGUGAAGAGGAACGACCCUGACCUGGUGGAGGUCAACCUCAACAACAUCAAGAACAUCCCCAUCAAGACUCUGAGGGCGUACGCUGAGGCGCUGAUGAAGAACACUGUGGUGGAGAGGUUUAGUAUUGUAGGAACCAGGAGCAACGACCCUGUAGCAUUUGCUUUAGCAGAGAUGUUGAAGGUGAACACGUCGCUGAAGAGCCUGAACGUUGAGUCCAACUUCAUUACAGGGACUGGAAUCCUGGGCCUCAUAGAGUCAUUGCAGUUUAACACCACACUACAGGAGCUCAAGAUAGACAAUCAGAGCCAGCCACUAGGCAACAAGGUGGAGAUGGAGAUAGCCAGCAUGCUGGAGAAAAACAACACGCUGUUGAAGUUUGGAUAUCAUUUCACCCAGCAGGGCCCUCGCCUCCGAGGCUCCAACGCCAUGAUGAACAACAACGACCUGGCUCGGGUCGUCAGGUCAGAGUCGGACGGCUCCUUCACCCUCACUCUUUCCGUCCCUGAGCUGGAGAGAGCCUUCGGGAAAAAGUUCAAGUCCAAGACUAAUAAGAAAGAGAAGGCUUGAGGGAGGACCCAUCUUCCCUAAGUGUCGGACGAAUGUGUAGAAACCAGGGCUACCCUCAACCCUCUGUUACCCUUGACCCCUGCCAUCUUUCCAAACUCAGUCCUGUAAUCCUCUCGGCCUCACACCUCCGAUGGCCUACUCAGAAGACAACACCCACCACGUCAGGUUCAAUUGUCUCUGAACUCUUUGUGCUUUCCAGACUCUAUUUUAGUAGAUAUUAAAGGAUCCAAAUGGGAUGAAUCAGCAGUGUCAUUCUGAGCUUUCAGCGCAUGCAAAAAGUUUCAUUGUGAGCUUUUUUUGUGCUUGUCUUGACUCAGGUUCCAGGGGUGAACAUUUGCUGUUGCUCUGUGUACAAACUAACCAGGCAAGGCAUACUUUGUCUUCAUGGAUCCUUUAACAUCUCCUCAAGUGUCUAGAUUCCUAAAUAGAGGGGGCUGGAGGUCUGGUUUUGAAUGAGGGCCUAUUGGAAGGUGACGAGACACUCUUAGGAAUCCCUGUUUCUAUUGAUGAGUUGAAUUAAUACUAAAUAUUAUUAUUGUUAUGCUGUAAAUGAGUUGUGCUGUCAUUACUGUGGUUUCCAAAAGCUUCUGAUGUUGCGUCAGGGUCAACAUAUAAGGUAUUUUCUUCCAAUUUUACACAAAAGCCCCCUUUUCAAUUAGCUUGACCAAAAACAAAUCUCUGAAAAUUACUGUGAUAUUGGAUUUGGACCUGAUCAUGAAAAUCUGAUAUUACAGUUCUUUUCUUAUUCGGUUUAAUCGUUUUUUUAGUGACUCUCAGUCCUCUGGUACUAAAACAUACAGUAAUGGACAGAUUAAUAAACCUGGCUACUGUGAGAUUUGUCGCUAUAUACAGAAUAUAUUUAUUUGGGACAGACCUGGGAAAGAGUCAGACGCCAUUCAGAUACUUAAUAUGUUGGAUUGAUUGUGCUGGAUAGUGUAAUAACUUGUGUAAAAAUGUUUCUCUAAAUGAAAAUGUACACUCUAAUUACGUCGUUAUAGUAUCCAGCAUUUAUAUUAGCAGUCCCUGCAGAACAUUCCUGCUAGCUGGGAAUGACAACUGCCAGUUCAAGGUUUAUUUACUGAUGUUAAAUUUUCUAUUAACCCACUGUAAAAUAUCCACUGUGUUGUUAUAUAGAAUUUAUUAUCUACCAUCCAUUAUGUACGUCAGACUAUGUAAACCUAAAGUAACUGCAAAUAUUUGAAUGGACUUCUGUUACUCUUUAAACUAGGUCUGGUUUGUUGAUUGUUGUUUGUGUUUAUUUGUAUUUACUGGAGCUAAAACGUGUGGUUCAUUACAAAAUGGUUGGUACUGUUUUCUUACGGUUUGUUACAGGUUUCACAUUAACGCCUCAAUCCAGGGUUGGAUUAUUUCAGUAAUGGAUGGUGGCACAGAUUUAAAAACACAGGAAACCUCUAAUGUCUUUACAGCUGUCAGAUCACACAAAGUCCAUCACUUUUAUUUACAUAAAUCAAAUGUUAACAGCAGUUUCAAGAAUGCUUGUUAGCUGUGACGGGUCUUAAAUCAACCGCCAAACAUCUGACAUACGGUAUUACACUCUGAUACUGGAUGGAUCCUUUAAGAGUUCACGAUGGCAAUGUUCUUCUCAUCAAGGGCAAAACAUGUCUGUGGAUACAGCUUUAUGUCCUUGUAAACAACUUUGACUACACAUCCACAUGCUGGUAACGAUGAACUCUGCUGUGUAUUUUGCGCCACUUAAUGGAAUUUCUUCUUUCAAAUUAACAGCACAAUGAGAAAAAGGAGGGUUAGCUGCUAUGUAACCAGGAACUAGAGCUAAAAUGUCGCUGUCUGAAAAUAAAACAGGUCCAGUAAGAAGUGCUCAAGAUGAAAUGGGUCUGUGUUUUUCUGCUUAAAGAAAAUCCUCGACUCAAAGGUAAAUCUGACCCUAUUGUACCAUCCAUGUUUCCUUGAUGUCAUCAACUGUACCUGAUGCUGACUGAAUUUUGAAGGGUUCGAUAACCCAUUUAAUGUUAUUUAAUAUCACUGCUUUGUUACUUUCUCGUCAGUGCUGUGGGUGUUGUUCAACAAAUGGUUAUUGUGGAUGUAAACAUUUGUAAAACAAUAAGUAACUGAAUGCUAAAGGCAAAGGAGGACAAGGACUCCUGCCAAUCACAGUCUUUGUGUGUCUGGUUCUUUUCUUCUGUCUACUGUUUUCUGAUAUUUUAGUGCUUGACUCUGUGUUUUGUUAGAUAGUUCACCUUUGUUGGUUGAAUUUUUGUUUAAUAAAUAAAUAAAUAAAGCUUGA